Messenger RNA from Amphimedon queenslandica, 752 nucleotides. RefSeq names its product cytochrome c-like. Lineage: Eukaryota; Metazoa; Porifera; Demospongiae; Haplosclerida; Niphatidae. The transcript is spliced from 5 exons. Gene Ontology annotation, molecular function: heme binding; electron transfer activity. The record is from RefSeq and is a predicted model, not a curated record. The coding region runs from base 16 to 486 and encodes 156 amino acids.
UAUAUAAAUUUGCGCAUGCGCAGCUUUUUGCAGAGAACUUUAGACUCUGUGGUUACCAAGGAGAAAGGAGUGGUCACUGGAUAUCACUGCAUUUCACUGAAAGCAGAGGAGAAAGAGAAGGCUUUACAGAGGAGAUCAAUCUUACAGCUAUUGGGAAAGAUGAGUAUACCUCAAGGAGACCCUGCUAACGGAGCUAAGAUAUUCAAGCAGAGAUGUGCCCAAUGUCAUACGACUGAAGCUGGUGGUAAGCAUAAAACUGGUCCUAACUUACACGGUUUGUUUGGUCGUAAAACCGGUCAAGCCCCAGGCUUCACUUAUACUCAAGCGAACAAGAGCAAAGGAAUAACAUGGGGCGAGGACACUCUAUUUGUAUAUCUUGAGGCACCCAAGAAGUACAUACCAGGGACUAAGAUGGUGUUUGCUGGACUUAAGAAGCCACAAGAGAGAGCAGAUCUAAUAGCUCACUUAAAGGAGGCAACCAAAUAAUUGUACCAAUUGAUAGAGUGAAUUGUAUCGUAUAAUGAAUGUACAACAACAUAUUGCUAUUAUUAUUAUUAUUAUUUAUUGAGGGAGACACUCUCUACAUUACGCAUACAUACCUUCACUAUCAGUAUUAUUAUUAUUAGUAAGAAUUUAAUGUGUUUAAGAGCUCCUAUAUAAUAUUACCACCAAGUGGACAUUAUUAUUAUUAUUUAUUUAUUUGUACAAAGUUACUUAUUUUAGUAGAUUGUUGUUGGAAUUUGUUUAUUUUA